Messenger RNA from Amaranthus tricolor (Joseph's coat), 914 nucleotides. RefSeq lists its product as uncharacterized. The transcript has 2 exons. The coding region runs from base 259 to 849 and encodes 196 amino acids. The record is from RefSeq and is a predicted model, not a curated record. Lineage: Eukaryota; Viridiplantae; Streptophyta; Magnoliopsida; Caryophyllales; Amaranthaceae.
GUUACCGUUUAUGACCGUUGAACUAGCCGUUGCAUUUUUCAUUAUAAAUACUCAUCAAUUUCAAUCAUUUUCAUUCACAACUCAUCUCUUCUCCUACUCUCUCUACUUACUCUCUCUACUUAAUUCUUUAAUUACGCAAUUAUUCUCUUAAUUAAAUAAUUAGUCUUUUAAUUAUUUCUUAAUUUAGUUAGUUACAUAAUUAAUUAUUUAUUUAUUUAUUAAUUCUAUAUUUCUAUUAUUACUUCAAUAUUAUCAAUCAUGUCUUCAUUUUUGAAAAAAGCCACAAAAAAAGUUACUAAAGUGGCAAAAUCAUUGGGAGGUUCCAGUUCGUCCAAAAGAAAGGCCACUUCUACUCCGUCGGUAUCAACAACACCUUCCAUUAGUAAUUAUAAUUAUGAACAUAAUUAUCCGGAAGGGUACGACCCGGAGUUACAUAAUUAUGCAGAAGAAGUGGAAAGAGAAAUACAAAUUGAUGAAGAAGAAGAACAAGAAGAGGAACCAACGACCCCAAUUGGGAUAAAUAUAUCUCGACAGUCAUCAACAAGAUCACAUGAAGAACAAGGAGAACAACAACAAAGACAAGCUCGUGGUAAACGAGUCAAUUUUCAAACUAUCGAUGAAGAUGAACCAGUAAGACAACCUUUUCCGGCAAUGCCACCUCCUAGUGGUAGAGCUGUUUCACAUGUGUGGUCGUAUUUCACAAAAGAACCAACCGAGAAUCCAGAUAUUUUCUUAUGCACUUGUCAAAUUUGUGAAAGUCAAGGAGUAAAGCCCUUAGUUUCAUACAGUUUCGCCAGAGGUAAAUACUUUUUAAGUUUUUUAUACAUACUGACAUACAUAAUACAUUGAUACAUUAUAUAUUCAUAUUUUAUAAACAUUUAUUUAUUGUGUUUUGUGAAUACGUGUUAGGUGGU